UAUUUAAACAUGUAUGCUCCGUGUUUAUUGUAGCACGCUGAAUGUUGUGUAGAGCAGUCGCAGUUUACGAUCAAAAUCGCAUAAACCUGGUUCACCGUCUACCGGCUUAUAAUAAUUGCACACAACAGUUAUUAAGUUAAUAAACGUCUGCAAAUGCAAAUACAUAAUUGCUCAAAAUUACGUAAGGUACGCAGCAGCACGCGUGUGGCACUGAGUGCACAUGUAGUACAGGGAGGAAGUGCUUGAUGCUGACCUCGUGUCAUCAGAGGGGAGAGGGGUCCUCUAGGCUCACUUGACACGUAAUUAGAAUUGCUUCAAUCGAAUGUGCGUCAGAUUAAGCGAGGUGGCACGGUGCCAUGCUGAAGCGUCCCUCGUCCAGUGACUCGGAGGCUGACCUCCUGCGGGCUCAAGAGUGCUUCCUGGCAGCUGGUGUCCCUUCGGCGGUCCGUGUGCUGCGGAGGCCGGAGAAGCGCAGAGGGGAACCUAGUGGAUGUGCUGGAGAGGAGAAGGCGGAGGAAGAGGAGGAGGUCAUGGUUAGUUGCAGAGAUGUUGUAACAAUCACAGAGCACUCAGAGCAAAUUCCCAGUUUGACACCUGGCCCGUCCAAGAAGUCUUGCUUUAGAGCUGAACAGGUGUGUUUUGUGGAUGAGGACCCUGAAGCAGAGCUGGAAAGAAAGGACACACAUGUGACCGCAGUCCUGUCCAGGAUUAUUGAGCAUGACACAAGCGCAGUUCCUGUUUCCUUCCCAGCUUUCACUGGAGCUGCUUUUCCCAAAGUUUUCCAUCGGUCAGAGGUCGAGGACCAGGGGAUAACCGUGGCACAGAAGUGCAGGAAGAGCAUUUUUGCUCAGAAGAUUGCUGCUCAGAAGAUUGCUGCUCAGAGAGCACGAGGGAAGGGCCUAACUGGUGGUGAUCCUGUGCAGCCUACACUUGUCCCUCAGGGGACAUCCUGUGCACCAUUGGCAUCCAUGGAGACCGCAUCACUGCCUUCUGGAAGUGAAGAACAUGCCGUAUCAGAGACUUCCAGGCUGGUCACGGGGCUCGGACUUAGUGGGCACAAUGGUUCCCUGGAAGCCAAGAAGAUCCAUGAAGAGAAUGAGGCCAAGCUUCAUGGCAUGUCCCAGAGUGAGAUUCUGGAGGAGCAGAGAAGACUGCUGUCUCAGCUGGAACCCCGAUUGGUGGACUUUGUCAAAUCUCGCAAACCUCAUGGUGGCUGCCAACCUUCAGCAGCUCCACUUCCUGCUAAGGAGGAGCAACAGCACUGCUUCAGUGAGCACAUUUCUCAGGAGGUGGAGAUGGAAGAUGUAGAAGCCAAUGUGGCCCCUGCACCUCCCAUUACAGAGGAUGAGCUGCCAGUCAAACCUGAGAAGGGGUGGUUGCACAUGGACAAGUUGGAGCCAGAGAAGCUGGAAUGGAUGAGAGACCUGCCUGCCUCACGAAAACGGAGCACCAAGAAGGCCAUGCAGGCACGUUUCAACUUUGAUGGGGUCCUCAUCUCUCCAACGGAGGACCUGCCAACACAUCUGGGUCUACAUCACCAUGGCGACGAACCUGAGCUGGCUGGGUACUCGCUGCAGGAACUCUUCCUCCUGUCGCGCAGUCAGGUCACUCAGCAGCGGUGCCUGGCCCUAACAACCCUUGGCCACAUCCUCACCAAGGCUCGUGCCAGUGACUUUGCCUCCUCUGUGCGGGGCUCUGUGUUUGCCACACUCCUGGAUGCCGGCCUGCUUUUUCUGCUGCGCUUUUCCCUGGAUGACAAGUACGAGGGGUUAAUGGCAGCUGCAGUGCAGGCCCUUCGUGCCCUGCUGGUGACUGUAGACGAUGAGGAGUGUCUAGACAACACUUUCUCGUGGUUCCUCGGGAUGGCUACCUUCCCCCUGUUACCCUUUGCCCAGGAAGAAGAUAAAGAGGAUGAUGAAGGACUGGAGGAUGCCUUGAAGGAAACUGCCAAAGAGAAGGAGGAGAAAAAGUCAGAUCAUGAUGUGGCACGAAAUGAUGUAAUCAAGGGCUUGUUGAGGAUGAAGCUCUUGCCCAGGCUUCGCUACAUCCUGGAAGUGUUGCGUCCUCCGCCCCGCACUGUCCUUGAUAUUCUGGAGAUCCUUAUCCGAAUCGCCCGCCACUCACCCACUUCUGCCAUCCAGGUACUGGACUGCCCCCGGCUUAUGAACACUGUCAUGUCAGAGUUUCUGCCUUGUUCCUGGAGCCCUCCCGUAUCUCCUACACCUGACCGGCUGCAUGGGUUUCCUGUAGCUGCAGCAAUGAAGCUGGUUCGCAUACUGGCCACUGCUGGGAGGCACACCUGUGCAAGGCUGUUGAACAGCCUGGGAGCCCGGGAACGCAUUUCCUGCUUCGUUGCCCAGGAACCCCAAGAUCUGUUGCUGGAGCCAGGAGAGGCUUUGCGCAUCAGCACUGAGGCCCUGCGCCUAUGGGCGGUGGCUGCCGGCUAUGGACAGGCCUGUGAUCUCUACAGAGACCUGUAUCCGAUCCUGGUGCAGACCCUGCAGUCACAUCCCAUGAGGUGGCCACCUGGACAUGUUUUGCGACCUCUAGAGCUACAGAGGGUGCAGGCUUUGCACACACUCCUCACCAAUGUGACACACACGGCUGGUUGUCACCAAGAGCUGCAGGCUAGCCUAACCAGCCCCCAGGAAACUGAAUGCCCUCCUCCUCCUUCAGUAGAAUGGGGUCAUGUCACUGGUCUGCAACCCCCCUUGCUGGCCUCCCUGAAGGCCUGUGUAAAAUUGCUGGAUGAGCCUGGCCAGAAAGAGAAUAUAUUGAGUCUUCUCCCAUCUCACUUGCUGUACCUGGGGGCUUUCUACUCCCAGCUCAGUGCUCAGAGCUCUUUCCAACCAGUUGACUGUCUCCAGGAGCUAGAAGUACUCACCUCAGAGGUCCUGAUUCCUCUGCUGUCGCAUCAGGCCAUCUGCGACUUGAUUGGCAAUCUCAAGUCUUGCUCAGCUCUCUGUAACCCGCUCUCCUGCUCAGACCCAGAGAUGGUGCCCAGUCUGCCUUCACUGACCUGGUCUGGUGGCAAACCUGCUCUCAGCCUAUCUGGUUCCAAUUCUCCCUUCCCCUUUCUCAUUGCACUAUGCUACCUUCUCGAAGUGCUCUCCAGCAUACACAAAGGCAUUGCCCAUAAGUUUUCUCACCUGCUCCUGUCCAGCGCCCUGAUGAUGUACCUGCAGGCAUGUUGCCAGGCCAUGCCCACCGUCUCCCUCUUCAGUGCCUGGCCACUGUGGCAUGAGCAGCACCUUCUGUACCUUCUGGUGAAACUGGCACUCAGGCUGGUCCCAGUCAGCUCAGAGGUGGAGAAACAAAUAUCCUUGUAUCACAGGGUUGCUGCUACCAUGGUUCCCUGGCUUUUGCCAGGCAGUGAAUAUCUGGCCCGUGACCUUUUGUCCACUGUGAUCUUUAACUUGGACUUGAUCACGGAGGGGCGCUGUGGUGGACCAGAGGCAGCUGAUCUGUCUGAGCUGCAGCUGCAGGAGGGUGGCUCUUUUGGACACUUUCCUGUGGGUCCCCUGAUGCGCGACGCUUGUGCUCAACUGCCUUCCAUACGGGGAUGCUACCUGACCCACCUGGCCUCCCUGGAGCCCACCAUCCUUUAUUCUCGUGAUAGGCACCUUAUGCGUACUCCUUGGGUCCGCUCAUGGAUGCUUCCAGAAGUCCAGGGUCCUAUUUUGCCUUCUGACUGGCCUUUCCUGCCAAUCAUCAGCCUGUACGAGCGUGUGGGCAUACCGGGGGGAGGAGACAUGCAGGUGGAGGCCCUCCCCCAGGCCUCAGUGAAGUCUGUUGUGCACUCUCUGCAAUGGCUGCUGAUUCUGGAGAGGUGGCGCGAUGGUGUGCUGCAGGCAGUGACCCCGGCAGCCAAGCUAGCCCGCCUGUCCUGCCUCUUCUUGUGCUCCAGUGACCUGUUCCUAGAGCGGCCUGUGCAGCAACUAACCUGGGCUCUCCUGCGCAGCCUCUGUGUCCCAGCUCGGCUGGCUGCACUUGACCUAGGGGUGCCCUUGCCUGGCCUGGCCUCCUUCCAUGACUUGUAUGCGUCUCUCCUCAGCCAGUUUGAGGCCGUGUCCUUUGGGGAUCACCUGUUCUGCUGCUUCGUGCUACUUCCCUUGCAGCAGCGCUUCAGCGUCUCCUUGAGGCUUGCCUUGUUUGGUGAGCAUGUCGGGUUGCUGCGCUCCCUGGGGUUGCCACUGCAACAGCUGCCAGUGCCUCUGGAGCAGUUCACCUACCCACCGGAGGACUCCCUUACCCUGCUGCGGCUCUAUUUCCAGGUCUUGGUGACUGGGGCAUUGCGCUGCGCCUGGUGCCCAGUACUCUAUGUGGUAGCCCUAGCCCACCUAAAUGCCUUCAUCUUCUCUCAGGAUGUUGUAUCACAGGAAGUGGAUGCUGCACGACGGAGCAUGCUUCGCAAGACCUACUACCUGACAGAUGAAGUAUUAAAGGACCACCUGCUACUGUUCAAAGUGCCCCAUCUGCAGAAGGAGCUUGGCUUUGACGCCUAUGAGCACCUGCCCCCUAUUCGAGCCCGGAGGUUGGAGAGUGUGGUGGGCAUGGAGGAAGGGGAAUCACUGAAAACAUGAAAUAAUUUUGAUAAUGUCAUUUGUGCUGUCUGCAUAUGUACAGACAGGUUGGAUGCUGGCCUCAUUUUGGCAACUGUAAGUGAGGAAGAAAUGAGCCAACAAACUUCUCUGAUACCAAUGUGUAGUGUAAGAGUAAAAAUGUUUCCCUGUGUUUUCUUUUGUGCAACUGGGCAGACCUACUUUGUCAUUUUGUUCACAGUCUUUAAAAAUAUAGCACUUUUUUGUUUUUAGAAAUGUGUGUCUGACUGUGUGGUAGGCUAACUUAAGAAGGGUGUCACAAAUCAGAAGUAAAUGGAAGAAAAAUUUCAAUGGUCUCAGUGCCUCUCUUUUUCGGACUGCAUAAAGAACAGUGUGCAGGCUUGGGUUUUUUUGUAUUACAGUUAUAAAGUUAAUAUAAAUUAAGAUGAUGGAUAAGAUACUUUGUCACUGUACACAAUACAAUGAAAUUCUGCUUGGCAACCCCCAGAAGAGCAGCA
Molecule: messenger RNA, 5059 nt
Organism: Scleropages formosus (Asian bonytongue)
Lineage: Eukaryota; Metazoa; Chordata; Actinopteri; Osteoglossiformes; Osteoglossidae
Gene: rpap1
Product: RNA polymerase II associated protein 1
Exons: 25
Coding region: 357-4583 (1408 amino acids)
Biological process (GO): transcription by RNA polymerase II
Source: RefSeq, a predicted model, not a curated record